Molecule: messenger RNA, 633 nt
Organism: Corticium candelabrum
Lineage: Eukaryota; Metazoa; Porifera; Homoscleromorpha; Homosclerophorida; Plakinidae
Product: 26S proteasome non-ATPase regulatory subunit 10-like
Exons: 2
Coding region: 1-633 (210 amino acids)
Molecular function (GO): protein binding
Source: RefSeq, a predicted model, not a curated record
AUGGUAUGUCGUCACGAUGAUGUGACGUUUGUUGGUGGGUGUGGUCUAGUUGCGGAAAUGGAAGGGAAUGUCGCUGAGGCUGCAAGUCGUGAAGAGUGGGAUAAAGUGAAGGACCUAGUGGACAAGGGAGGUGACGUCAAUAUACGGGAUGGACAGGGAUUGACAGCUCUACACCAUGCGGUUGAUCGUACUAAUGUAGAGAUGUGUAAAUUUCUACUUGGUCAUGGCGCGGACGUCGCUGUUCGAGACAAAGAUGGCAAUAUGGCAAUUAGCAGAGCGAUUUUGUCACGUGGUCUGAAUUCUCUUGAUGUUGUUCGUCUGCUACUAACAGACGUUACUGUGAAUGCAGUAAACAACUGUGCAGACAAAGAUGGGAACCAACCAUUACACAUAGCAUGUAAGAAGAGUAAGAUUGAAAUUGGGAAAGUGUUGGUAUCUCAUGGAGCAGAUGUAGCUGCUAUUAAUGGACAGAAUGUAUCACCUUUUCAAUUAGCAUCACAACGUUGUGGGAAUAAUCCUGACUUGUGUUUAGCUCUUUAUAAGGCAGGAUUGACCUUAAUUCAGACUGAACACAUUUGUCAAGCUUUGGAAGUUGCAUUCAGUAAAAAAAUCAACUUACUGGUUGGGUAUUGA